UCCAGCUUAUUUGUUGUAAAGCAAUCUCGGAUUGUGUAUAGGAAAAAACCUCUUUACCUAAAAUAAAGGUGGACUAUAAAUUUGUUGUAAAGCUGCCAAUUUGAUAUAACCUCUAGAGCUAGACAAGGAACAUCUGGAGAGCAAGCCCUCCUCAGAGAGACUUAAAAUCGUGCAGCUGGAGUUGAGUAGUCAGAACUUCCUCUGUGCUGAAGUGGAAAAUGAAUCCUGCUUUCGUUCUUCGUGUUCUGGCCCAACUGUUGCUUCUGGCUACUAUUAUUCAUACUCAGCACCACGAUUUCCAUGGAGAGGAGUGGGUCAACGCUUGGCGCCAAGGUUUUAACUUCCAAUGCCCUCAUGGUGAGGCACUGGUGGCUAUCAAAAGCUACUUCAGUGAGGAAGAGGGCUCAGACCGUGUGUGGAGCUUUGAAUGUCAGCCGACCCCCUCUACCCUCGGUGAGCCUAGCGCGUGCUGGUGGGAUGAUCUUAACCUUUCUGGAAUGGAGUGGACCUCCACGUGCAGUGACAACGGUAUAGUGGCUGGAGUGAAGAGUCAAUACUUUCCUUCUACUCUGGACAGAGAGUGGCGUUUCUACUGCUGCCGCUACAGUAAAAGAUGCCCUUAUUCCUGCUGGAAGACUUCAGACAUUCCAGAGUACUUUAAAGAAGAGGCUGAAUUGAUCGUCCCUGCUUAUGGCUAUUUCAUCCGAGGAGCUCAGACCACCUUUAGUGGGGUGGUCCGGGAUCGCCAGUGGAAGUACAUCCUCUGCAGGAUGACAGAAUAUGAUUGUGAAUUUCAGAAUGCAUAAGUCUGGAAUUUAAUAGGGACCAAACACCGAAAUGUCUACAUAAAUGUCUUUUUCAUUAAGUUCACCAGUCCAGUGGACUUAAAUGAAACCUAAUUUGAGCGAUUAUGCACCUAGGAAUUGAUGUCGUUUCUAUGGGAUACAUUUUUACAUUUUAUAUAAUCCUGCAUGGUUUAAGAGGCUUUUCUUGAUUAUAGUAAUAUAGGUAGCAACUAUAUAAAACAACUAGGCUUUUUCUUUACAUACAAUCAGUUUUUUUUCUUCAAAGAGUAUAGCAUUAAUCACAUGCCAGGUCAAAGAAUGGCAUGUAUUUUCUGACAUCUAAUUUUCACAAAGUUAUUGCAGUGUUUUGUAUCUUAUUUUGCAUUCGAUGUUUAAAGCAGCUACAUAACAACCAAUAAAGCAUUUUCUUCCAGAGA
This is a messenger RNA of Silurus meridionalis, 1222 nucleotides long. RefSeq names its product dermatopontin (gene dpt). Gene Ontology annotation, molecular function: extracellular matrix structural constituent. The transcript is spliced from 4 exons. Gene Ontology annotation, cellular component: extracellular matrix. The record is from RefSeq and is a predicted model, not a curated record. Gene Ontology annotation, biological process: collagen fibril organization. The coding region runs from base 219 to 806 and encodes 195 amino acids. NCBI's taxonomy places the organism in Eukaryota, Metazoa, Chordata, Actinopteri, Siluriformes, Siluridae.